Messenger RNA from Macrosiphum euphorbiae (potato aphid), 258 nucleotides. The record is from the annotation of a GenBank genome assembly. NCBI's taxonomy places the organism in Eukaryota, Metazoa, Arthropoda, Insecta, Hemiptera, Aphididae.
AUGCCGAGAGACUUCAAAGCACCCGUCAAUGUGUCCCCGCUCAUCAGGUUUGGCAGAUGGAGCUUCCUGUUGUUAGGGGUGACCUAUGGAGCUACCAGACAUAGUUAUCUCCAAAAGAAAGAAGAUAAAACAAAGGAAACUCGUCAUCAAAAGAUUGCUGAAAGAGAAGCCAAGCUUGCUGCAGAAAAGAAGAAAUAUGCAGAAGAUGAAAUCAAAAAUUUGGAAAUUAUGUUCAAUCCACCAAAGACUGUUACAUAA